AAAGUAAUGUCAAUUAGCGAGGCUGGUGUUCAGCAGACAAAGACAGACAGGCAAUUUAAUGCUUUUCCAGCAUUAUAAAAUUCUUUCUUUAUGCUCACAGUCUGGCCAAAGAUGGCGUCAGGUAAUUAUAGUAUAUCGAGCCAGCAAGUUGAAAAUUAUGCUUUGCUGUGAAGCUUCCAUCAGCAAACCGCCACAUUUGCAUGGAUGGCUACAGAACCUUUGGUCCUCCAGUGGCCACCUACUAGCUGAUACAGUAAAGACUGCUUACAGUCAUAAAAAAUUAAGAAGCCGAACACUUGUAUCACAUUGGAAAACCCAUUGUCAUUUGUUAUAGCUGAUAAAAUAAUCUGAAGGUUAUAGGCACAACUCUCAGAAGUUCAAAAUUUAAAACCCUCCACCCAUUUUUCCAGUAACGUCAUCCAGAAAUAACAAGUGUUUUCUGGUUUGCUCUGUACCUUUAAACAGUUUGCUAAAUGCAGUUGUAAACACCCUUCUAAACAGGAAGUUUUAAAUCUUGUGAUUCAGAGCGUUCUGCAACUCCAAAGAUUUCCUAAGUUCCUCUUCCUUCAAGCAGAAUCAUUUCCAAAGAGAUACAAGAAAUGGCAUCUUUCAACAAAUUAAAAAACUUCCUGAUGCUGGCAUUUGACUGGAUUCUGUAUGGUGCUGGUGCUGCAGAAUCCUGUCAUGUGACUGUAACACAACCCAGAUUUCAGGAAGCCAACUACUCCAUGCACACUGUGUUCCUAACAUGUGCUUUCUCUGCCUCUGGAUGCUCCUCGUCCCCACCUGAAGUGCUAUGGUUUCGUUUUUUAACUAACAAACACGAGGAUUUGUGUACUCCUGGAUGCACAGAUCAUCAGAAAUACCAAGUACAUUUCUCACCAGGAAAUAACAUUUCACUUCAGAUUAAUGAUCUGACUGUAGACGACAAUGCUGUUUAUAUCUGUGGAAUAGCAUUUUCAGAUUCAAGUUCACCCCAUUCUAAACAAGCAGGAGAUGGAACAGUACUAAUGAAAACAGGAGCAGAGCAGCAGCACAGCAAUGGAAAAGUCAUCAUGAUCAUAGCCUCAUCCUUACUGUUUCUGUACAGUACGACUGUAUUCACACUCUUUGUACUCUACAAGUUAAAACCAAAGCUGCUAAAGAAGAGUGGGAAUGAAGACCAGAGAACAGACAACUGUAAAAUCAGUAGCGGACGAAAAAUUUUUCAAGCAAUUGCCCAAGAACUUCAAAAGCAGAGGUACGCUGAACAUUGCCAACAGCCCGAUGAUCUGGAAGAUGACACUGUUUAUCAGAACAGAUGAGCAUGUGAGGCAGUUCAGAUUUGUUCAGUAUUUCUGAUGGAAGCAAAGAGGCAGAUGAAGAAGUUAAGCUUAUUCACACACUUCCUUUGCUUUAAAAACAUAGGAGAAAGCCUUGCAGGGCAGUGUUCCUCAAGAGUAUUUCCCAAACAGAUCACCAAAACCAAGUGUACUGCACAUUACAUCUAUGUUAUAUACUAUUCCCAUUUUCCAUUCUGCAAGAACUGUAGGAAAAUACUUAAUCUUUCAUAAGAUAACUGCUAAUGCUUCAUAAAAGUUUCCUUUUUCAGUUUAGAUUUACUUCUAUAUUUUUUUGCCUUUUUACAUAAAUUUACAUGUGUUCCUUUUACAUGAAUUGAGCAUUUGUGAAAGACGUAUGAUAAUUGAGAGCAACAGAAAAUAAACUUAUUUAAUAGGUGAAAUUCUGGUUUUAGUCACGUUAAUGUAAUAGUUAUUGAUGUAACAGAUACACAGAUCAACAAUUACAGAGUCUUAACAACAGCUUAAACAGAGCAAACCCUACGUGUUCUGUAGACAAGCAAACAGAAGAACUAGACAAUAUAAAUAGAUGUACUAUCGUGGUAAAGCUCAUUUAGAAUGGGAGCUUCUUCCCAGCCUAUUUAGGAAAGGGAAGUAGUGGUCAUAAUGAGAAAGUUGCUCCUGCAAUAUUAAAAUUCACGUGCUAAACAGACAACCCCCAGUCCUACUAUCCAAAGUCAGGAUUACCUGGACCACCAAGUUUUGUCUUAUCAUGCCUGCUCAAGACAGAUAGAAGC
Calidris pugnax (ruff) is the source of this 2077-nucleotide messenger RNA. RefSeq names its product immunoglobulin superfamily member 6 (gene IGSF6). The coding region runs from base 600 to 1304 and encodes 234 amino acids. NCBI's taxonomy places the organism in Eukaryota, Metazoa, Chordata, Aves, Charadriiformes, Scolopacidae. The transcript is spliced from 6 exons. The record is from RefSeq and is a predicted model, not a curated record.